AUGGCUCUGAAACGUAUUCAUAAGGAAUUAAGCGACCUAAAUAGGGAUCCACCAACUAACUGUUCAGCAGGACCUGUAGGUGAUGAUAUGUUUCACUGGCAAGCAACAAUUAUUGGUCCAGAUGGCAGUUCAUAUGCUGGGGGCAUAUUCUAUCUGAAUAUUCACUUUCCUAGUGAUUAUCCAUUUAAACCCCCUAAGGUGAAUUUUACUACGAAGAUUUACCACUGUAAUAUAAAUUCGAAUGGAGCUAUAUGUUUGGAUAUUCUAAAGGAUCAGUGGAGUCCAGCAUUGACUAUAUCUAAGGUGCUAUUAUCUAUAUCUUCUCUACUAACUGAUGCUAAUCCAGAUGAUCCUCUUGUACCGGAAGUAGCUCACUUAUUUAAGACAGACAGAAAUAGAUACGAGCAAACUGCUAGAGAGUGGACUCAAAGAUUUGCUCAUUAA
Cryptosporidium muris RN66 is the source of this 444-nucleotide messenger RNA. RefSeq names its product ubiquitin-conjugating enzyme family protein. Bases 1 to 444 code for a protein of 147 amino acids. The record is from RefSeq and is a predicted model, not a curated record. Gene Ontology annotation, biological process: protein polyubiquitination. NCBI's taxonomy places the organism in Eukaryota, Apicomplexa, Conoidasida, Eucoccidiorida, Cryptosporidiidae. Gene Ontology annotation, molecular function: ubiquitin conjugating enzyme activity. Gene Ontology annotation, cellular component: nucleus. The transcript has 2 exons.